AUGAUGAAUUCACCUUAAAGAAAUAGGUAUUAAUAUGUAAAUAAUAAAUAUAGAGCAAGCAGUCAAAAAUAAUAGAUUGUCAAAAAAAACAUCCGAAAAUAUAGUUCUGACUAUAGUGACUCUGAUGUUUCUAAUCAAGAAUCUUAAGUUAAAAAGAGAAUUGUCAAAAUUUGGACUCCUGAAGAAGAUUAAUUGUUAUAGUCAUUUUAUGAAAAAUAUAAGGGUAAUUGGAUUUAAGUGGCAUAAUCUAUACCUAAUAGAAAUCCUUCUUAAUGUUCAUAGAGAUGGAAAAGAAUCAAUCCUAAUAGAGUAUUAUAAUUUAUUAAUUUCAGAUAAGAUCAAGAAGAUAAUGGACAGAAGAAGAAGAUCUUUAAGUUUUAAAUUUGAUUAAGAAAUUUGGAAAGAACUGGAAAGCCAUUGAAAAUCAUAUGUAUGGAAGAAGUGGUAAAUAAAUUAGAGAAAGAUUUAUUAAUAAACUAGAUUAAACUAUUAAUCAUAAUGAAUUUACAUAAGAAGAAGAUGAAAAAAUUGUUAAAUUAUACUAUUAAAUAGGUCCAAGAUGGAGUGACAUUUCUAAGUUACUCAAAGGAAGACCUGUAAAUAUUUGAUGCAAUUUAUUAAGGAAAAUAUGAUUAAAAAUCGUUUCUAUUCUCAUAUAAAAAAGCACUAUAACAUUUAGUCUAUGAAUCCAGAAAUUGUUGGAAAUGAAAUGAUGUCUUAAAAUCAAUUUCAAAAUAGUAAUUCACUUUCAGAUUUACUAUAAGAAUAAGAUUAAUAAAUAUAAGGAGAACUUAGAUUAGAAACAAUACACAGUUAAUUUGAAUAAGAAGGUUCAUUUAUCUCUAAUCUAAUAAAUAGCAAUCAUAUUUUGUUACCUUAAUUUAAAAGUUUAAUUCAAGGAGGUAAUUAUUGUAAUCUAGUUAAGAAUCAAUAAUUUCAAAUGGAGAAUCAAUCAUUAAUAAAUAAGAAAUGAAUCUGGAACAAAAAUAAUUAUAUGGAAUUGACAGUUCUGGAGUAGGUUCUCAAGUCUAUUUAAAUAUUUAGAUGCCUCAUUCAGACAUCUAGGAUGAAUUAGAUUCAAAUAUUAAAAAAUCACCUUAAUAUUUACUAACUGAUAGUGAAAAUAAAGAAAAAGAAAACUAAUUAGUAUAUCAAUUUACAAAAAUGAGUAUGGAAUAAGAUUGA
This is a messenger RNA of Paramecium pentaurelia, 1185 nucleotides long. NCBI's taxonomy places the organism in Eukaryota, Ciliophora, Oligohymenophorea, Peniculida, Parameciidae. The record is from the annotation of a GenBank genome assembly.